GCCUCUGCGUCACGUGAUCAGUGAGUGAUAUAAACAAACCAAGGGCUACAUUACGAGGCGAAUAAAUUCGACUCGAUUGAGGCCAAUCCGUCGUAGAGGCGGACCUGGACGAAUUUCGGCCGCCGAAUCGGCCUCACUUGGCUGCCGGACGUCCAGUCAUGAGCGCAGAUGAACGCGCGUUCGCAAACCUUUGAGCUGAGCGUGGAGGGCCGGCAGGUGGAAGAGGCCGUGGCCAGCAUUUUCCACACCGUGCUCUUCCACAGGUCGUUUGGCAAGUUCAAAUACAAAGAGGAGGGCUCCUACUCCGUUGGAACCCUGGGCUACGCAGAUGUCGACUGCAAUUUCAUCGACCUCACCUACGUGUGCUGCAGCUCGGACGAGUUGGACCAGACGCUGAAGCGCGAAAUCACGAGCUUCUCGGAGGCGCUGCGGAGCCACGAAGGGCAGCGCUCGGGCCAGAUCUCGCUCGAGUUCUUCCAGAGGAAACGCAGCCGAUGGCUGUUCCAGCCCGAGUGCAUCCCGUGGGAGGUGUGGAACGUGCGGCUGGACCUGCUGGCGCUGCACUCGGAGCAUGAGCGGCAGGCGUGUCGCGAGCAGGUCGCCGACGUGCUCACCGACAAGAUCAUGUGCAUCGCCGAAGCCAUGAACAGACACGACUUCCUCCCUAAGAUGCCCACGCAGGCCGAGCUCGACCUCGUCUUCGACACCUCCUACUCUGACGUCCAACCCUAUCUCUUCAAGAUUGGAUACACAACAAGCGGUCCAUCGAACGCAUCGGUGAGUUCAACGAUGAAGAAGCUAAUCAAAGAGACUCUGUCCUUGUGACACUCGGCCGUUCAGUUUUUAAGUUUCUUGUUUCCCAUUGACGGAAACGGAUCUCUUGUAAAUAAAUUUCUGCCAGAAUAUUUAUUUCUUGUAACAAAAUGAUCACUAUUAGCUGUUGAAUUGCUAUUAAAGAGCGUCAUAGUGUUUUUUUUAUUGUAUUAUUUGUUUAGCUAAAGCUGUAACUGUAUAGAAAUGAAAGAUUUUUAACAAAAA
This is a messenger RNA of Cloeon dipterum, 1038 nucleotides long. It is a transcript of the gene Atg101, whose product is annotated as autophagy-related protein 101. The record is from RefSeq and is a predicted model, not a curated record. The transcript has 4 exons. The coding region runs from base 169 to 825 and encodes 218 amino acids. Lineage: Eukaryota; Metazoa; Arthropoda; Insecta; Ephemeroptera; Baetidae. Gene Ontology annotation, biological process: autophagy; autophagosome assembly. Gene Ontology annotation, cellular component: phagophore assembly site.